GAAUAUUCUGAAGAAUUAGGCUAUAAAAAAGGUAGAGCCGAGUCGAAGAGCUCUUCUUAACUCACACAACAACCUAACAAACAAAAUUAAUAAUUCAACAGAGAGUGAUAUUAUGACUUGCAGCCAAACAGUCGGAAACAACGCCAACGCCAACAAAUACCAGAUCUGCGAGGAGAUCGGCCGUGGACGCUUCGGCACCGUCACUCGCGUCUACGCUCCGGCCACCGGUGAUUUCUUCGCAUGUAAAACCAUCGACAAGGCCUCUCUCUCCGACGACCUUGACCGUGCCUGCAUCGACAACGAGCCUAAGCUCAUGGCUCUCUUGUCCUACCACCCAAACAUCGUUCAAAUCCACGAUCUCAUCGACACUGACUCGACUCUCUCCAUUUUCAUGGAGCUCGUUGAUCCCUCCGUUUCGAUCUACGACCGUCUGGUCUCUUCUGGAACCUUCUCUGAGUCUCAGACGGCGUCGUUCGCCAAACAGAUUCUCCAGGCGCUUGCGCAUUGUCACCGAUACGGCGUCGUUCACAGGGACAUCAAACCGGAGAACAUUUUGGUAGAUCUACGAAACGAUACGGUUAAGAUCUGCGACUUCGGUUCGGGGAUUUGGCUAGGCGAGGGGGAGACGACGGAAGGAGUCGUCGGAACGCCGUAUUACGUGGCGCCGGAGGUUCUGAUGGGAUACUCGUACGGGGAGAAGGUCGAUCUGUGGAGCGCCGGAGUCGUUCUGUACACGAUGCUCGCCGGGACACCGCCGUUCUACGGAGAGACGGCGGAAGAGAUAUUCGAAGCGGUGCUGAGGGGUAACCUCCGAUUCCCGACGAAGAUAUUCAGGGGAGUAUCGUCGAUGGCAAAAGAUUUCUUAAGGAAGCUGAUAUGCAAAGAUGGUUCUAGAAGAUUGUCAGCGGAACAAGCACUGAGGCACCCAUGGAUUCAAAGGGCAGGAGAAGCAGAGGAGAGAUUCAUCUAAAAGAUUCUCUCUCUCUCUAUCUCUCGAAUAAAUAAAAGUGUGAUAGCUUAUCAUCAUCAUCGGGUUGUUCCUUAUCUAACAACAAGCAUGGGGAGAGAAGUUUCGUUGUGUGUGUGUGUGUCUUCUGUCUAUCGGCUUAUGUAAAUGUUGGCUUUGGGCCAUUGUAGAUUCCGCCUGCCUACCUACCUACCUACCGUACCUAAGAAGACUCUGGAAAAACGCAUUAUAAAAAAAAAAAAAAGGAGCUGAAUAAGAAGAAGGAGGUUGAUGCGCCAAGCUUUGGUGUGGCGGCUUCUUCUAUUUGAGUUUGGCAAUGAGUUUUUUUUUUUCUUUUCUCUUUUUUUUUUUGUUGGCUUUUUGAUAAAGUCUUUUUUUUGUUUAAAUUAGGGGUAGACGGGUAAUGUAGAGGAUAACGAUCUUUUUCCGCCUUUUACGGGUUUUUUUUUCCAUGUGGGUGUGUAAAAGGAUGUGAGAAUGCAGAGUUGUACUC
Capsella rubella is the source of this 1460-nucleotide messenger RNA. RefSeq names its product phosphoenolpyruvate carboxylase kinase 1. Gene Ontology annotation, cellular component: cytoplasm; nucleus. Bases 113 to 970 code for a protein of 285 amino acids. NCBI's taxonomy places the organism in Eukaryota, Viridiplantae, Streptophyta, Magnoliopsida, Brassicales, Brassicaceae. The record is from RefSeq and is a predicted model, not a curated record. The transcript is spliced from 2 exons. Gene Ontology annotation, biological process: peptidyl-serine phosphorylation; intracellular signal transduction; protein autophosphorylation. Gene Ontology annotation, molecular function: ATP binding; calmodulin binding; calcium-dependent protein serine/threonine kinase activity.